Messenger RNA from Chrysemys picta bellii (western painted turtle), 641 nucleotides. The record is from RefSeq and is a predicted model, not a curated record. Lineage: Eukaryota; Metazoa; Chordata; Testudines; Emydidae.
AUGCAGGAGACCCAGUAAGCCCCCCCCCAGGGGUACAUGGUCCAGACGCACCCGCCCAUGGGGACCCUGCCCAUCGGGGGGUACAUGCACCCCGGCUACCCUGUGCAGCUGCAGCCCUGCACAGCCUACGUCCCCGUGUACCCUGUAGGCACGCCGUACCCCCCUGGCAACCCUCCCCCUGGGGUCCCCCCGCCACAGAUGCCACCAGGAAUCGCCAUCCUGGAGCCGCGUCGGCCGCCCCACGACUACCUGCCCAUCGCAGUGCUCACCACCAUCUGCUGCUUCUGGCCCACGGGCAUCAUCGCCAUCAUCAAAGCUGUGCAGGUACGGACGGCCGUGGCGCGGGGGGACAUCGUGUCAGCCGAGAUCGCGUCACGCGAGGCCCGGAACUUCUCCUUCAUCAGCCUGGCCGUGGGCAUCGCCGCCAUGGUCCUGUGCACCAUCCUCACCGUUGUCAUCAUCAUCGCCGCGCAGCACCACGACAACGACUGGGACCCCUAGCCAUGGGCCCGCCCCCUGGCGGCCCCACCCACCGAUUGCCCUGCCUGCCAACUGGGCCCCGCCCAGCACCACGACAACAACUGGGACCCCUAGCCCCGCCCUGCCUGCCAACCAGGCCCCGCCCAGUGACCAGGCCCCGC